This is a messenger RNA of Tigriopus californicus, 3998 nucleotides long. It is a transcript of the gene PCB, whose product is annotated as pyruvate carboxylase, mitochondrial-like. NCBI's taxonomy places the organism in Eukaryota, Metazoa, Arthropoda, Copepoda, Harpacticoida, Harpacticidae. The transcript has 13 exons. Gene Ontology annotation, cellular component: cytoplasm. The record is from RefSeq and is a predicted model, not a curated record. Gene Ontology annotation, molecular function: ATP binding; pyruvate carboxylase activity; metal ion binding. Bases 285 to 3860 code for a protein of 1191 amino acids. Gene Ontology annotation, biological process: pyruvate metabolic process; gluconeogenesis.
AGUCCAUGUCUCCUUCCAUGAUCCAUGCACGGAGGGAGUGUUGCGCACGUGUGCUCCUUGCUGGCUUCCUUCGUUCUUCUCGUACUUACUUGGUGAAUGUAUUUCAAGUCAAACCGGUCCCGGGCCCAGAACGACCUGUGAUCAUCCAUCGGAGUGUAUGUAUCUUGUGUUUAGCAUUGGGUUGAAAACAAAACGAGUCGGAUAACUGUCCUGUCUGCCGAUUCUUCAGUCUUCAACGUUAUUGUCGACUUUUUUGGAGCUGAGCGUGUAAAACGAAGGCCACGAUGACGGUCUUGCGCGUGUUGUUGCCCAGGGCGCGUCCUUCUCAUUUGGCCUUUCGAAAUGUCUUGCUCCAUUCUCAGGCCUUAUCUGGAUGCUCCUCCUCUUAUCAGUAUUCCACCAAAACGGAGUACAAACCCAUUAAGAGCGUUCUGGUGGCCAAUCGAGGUGAAAUCGCCAUCCGGGUUUUCCGAGCAUGUACCGAAUUGGGCAUUCGAUCUGUGGGCAUCUAUUCGGAGCAAGAUAAGAUGCACAUGCACCGACAAAAGGCCGAUGAGGCCUACUUGAUCGGUAAAGGCUUGGAACCGGUCCAGGCCUACUUAAACAUUCCCGAAAUCAUCCGAGUGGCAAAAAACAAUGGGAUCGAUGCCAUUCAUCCCGGUUACGGCUUUCUGUCCGAGCGGUCGGAUUUUGCUGCCGCUUGCGAGGAGAACAAUAUCGCUUUCAUCGGACCUUCCGCCCACGUCAUGGCUAAAAUGGGCGACAAAGUGGCCGCCCGACAAUCCGCUAUCAAAGCGGGGUUGCCCAUUAUUCCGGGCACUGAUAAUGCUGUCACUAACGGCAAGGAAGCCUUGGCUUUUUGUGAACAACACGGCGUGCCCGUGAUAUUUAAGGCGGCCUUUGGCGGCGGUGGUCGUGGGAUGAGGGUAGUGACUCGAUUGGAGGAUGUCGAAGAACAAUUCGAGCGGGCCCAUUCCGAGGCUGUGAAGUCAUUCGGCAAUGGAGCCAUUUUCAUCGAGAAAUUCGUCCAAAACCCACGGCAUAUCGAGGUCCAAGUGAUGGGGGACAAGUCGGGCAACAUUGUUCAUCUGUUCGAGCGCGAUUGUUCCGUUCAAAGGAGACAUCAAAAGGUUGUAGAAAUUGCCCCCGCCCCGAAUUUGCCGGUUGAAAUUCGCGAUGCAAUCCUCAAAGAUGCCGUUCAUCUGUGCGAGUCCGUGGGAUAUUCUAAUGCCGGAACCGUGGAGUUCCUGGUCGAGCCCAAGACCGGCAAACAUUACUUUAUGGAGGUCAAUGCCCGUCUUCAAGUGGAGCACACCGUGACCGAAGAAGUGACUGGUGUGGAUCUGGUCCAAACUCAGAUCAAAGUGGCUGAAGGUCUGACCUUGCCUGAAUUGGGCAUGGAUCAGAGUUCCAUUGGAUGCUCGGGAUAUGCGAUCCAAUGUCGCUUGACGACCGAGGAUCCUGCCAAAAGUUUCCAACCGGAUACCGGUCGAAUUGAAGUAUUCCGCUCGGGAGAAGGCAUGGGUAUUCGAUUGGAUAGUGCUUCGGCCUUUGCUGGGGCCAUUGUUUCCCCUCAUUAUGACUCGUUGUUGGUCAAGGUGAUUGCCAAAGCCAACACUCUGAAGGCCACGGCAGCUAAAUUGAAUCGUUCCCUGAAGGAAUUCCGGAUCAGAGGGGUUAAGACGAAUAUUCCGUUUCUUUUGAACGUGUUGGAACAUCCCAAGUUUUUGAACGCCGCUGUGGACACACGAUUCAUAGACGAGAAUCCCCAACUCUUCAACUUCCAACCGUCUCAAAAUCGAGCCCAGAAACUGCUCAACUAUCUGGGCACGGUCUUGGUCAAUGGUCCCACCACGCCUUUAGUAACAGACAUCCAACCCGCCCAUAUCCACGUGGUCCCGCCUCAAACACCGUCUGACAAUCCUCCCGUGGGCUUAAGAGAGGUCUUCAAAAAGGACGGCCCAGAGGCCUUUGCCAAGGCUGUCCGGAACGCCCCGGGCACCCUUUUGACUGAUACCACGUUCCGAGAUGCUCAUCAAUCUCUUUUGGCCACUCGAGUGCGAACCCAUGACCUCAUCAAGAUCUCACCGUUCGUGGCUCACAACUUCUCUAGCUUGUAUUCCGUGGAGAAUUGGGGUGGAGCCACUUUCGAUGUGGCCAUGAGGUUCCUCCACGAAUGCCCUUGGGAGCGGUUGGCUUCAAUGCGAGAACGCAUUCCCAAUGUACCUUUCCAGAUGCUUUUGAGAGGUGCCAAUGCCGUCGGAUACACUUCCUAUCCCGAUAAUGUGGUGCACAAAUUCUGUGAGUUGGCGGUGAAGGAAGGCAUGGACGUGUUCCGCGUGUUCGAUUCCCUCAACUAUCUACCCAACAUUCACUUGGGAAUGGAAGCCGCCGGCAAUGCUGGAGGAAUCGUGGAGGCUGCUAUUUCCUAUACUGGCGACAUCACCGAUCCCAGCAAGACGAAAUACGACCUCAAGUACUACUUGAAUCUCACUGAUGAGUUGGUGAAGGCUGGAACGCACGUUUUGUGUAUCAAGGAUAUGGCGGGUCUGCUCAAACCCCGGGCUGCCACGCUUUUGGUGGAUAGCAUUCGCCAAAAGCACCCGGAUUUACCCAUUCAUAUCCACACACAUGACACUGCGGGUGCAGGCGUGGCUUCCAUGUUGGCUUGCGCCCAUGCGGGUGCGGACGUGAUCGAUGUAGCCGUCGACGCCAUGUCAGGUUUGACCUCGCAACCUUCCAUGGGAGCUUUCGUGGCUUCUCUCCAAGGAACCGACAAGGAAGCCAAAGGCAUUGACAUGGAUAAGAUCAGCGAGUAUUCCGCCUACUGGGAGCAAACUCGAAACUUAUAUGGACCUUUUGAAUCGACGGCCACCAUGAGAUCCGGUAACGCCGAUGUCUACAAGCACGAGAUUCCUGGAGGACAAUACACCAACUUGCAAUUCCAAGCCUUCUCCUUGGGCUUAGGCAACCAAUUUGAAUUAAUCAAGGAGAAAUACUGCGAGGCCAACCAAAUCUUGGGCGACUUGGUCAAGGUGACCCCUUCAUCGAAGAUUGUCGGUGAUCUAGCCCAAUUCAUGGUGCAGAAUAAGCUAUCCCGACAAGAUGUGGAGGACAAGGCAGAAGAUCUCAGUUUCCCGUCCUCGGUGGUGGAUUUCCUUCAAGGACAUAUUGGUCAACCCCAUGGCGGGUUUCCGGAGCCAUUCCGAUCGAACGUCCUGGGCAAACGUGAACGAGUGGAUGGACGACCCGGCGAAGAUCUCGAACCCAUGGAUUUGGAGAAGCUUAAGACUGCUUUGGUAGAGAAGUUCGGUUCAAAAAUAAAUGAUAAUGAUGUGAUGAGUGCGGCACUCUAUCCGAAAGUGGCUGAAGAGUUUUUCCAUUUCCGCGAGAAAUACGGCCCCGUGGACAAAUUGGGCACCCGUAUUUUCCUCGUGGGCCCCAAGAUUGCCGAGGAAUUCGAGGUCACCAUCGAACAAGGCAAAACAUUGCAUUUCAAAACUCUGGCUUGCUCCCUGGAUCUGAACCCGGAAGGCGAGCGAGAGGUCUUCUUCGAGCUCAACGGUCAAUUGAGAUCCGUGUUCAUCAAGGAUGAAUCCAUGGCCAGCGCCUUGAACCUCCGUCCCAAGGCUGACCCUAUGUAUGUGGGUCAAUUGGGAGCCCCCAUGAAGGGUGAUGUGGUGGAUGUGAAAGUGAACGUGGGUGAUCAAGUGGAGAAAGGUCAGGUUCUGGUAAUCCUUUCGGCCAUGAAGAUGGAGAUGUCGGUGCAAGCCCAAAAGUCGGGCAAGGUCACCAAAGUAUUGGUUGUGAAGGGCGAGAAAGUUGAGGGCGACGACUUGAUCGUCGAGAUUGACGAGUGAUCAUGGGCAAUUACUUGUGUCUAAAUCUGCUUCCCAAACCACCACCCACCCAUGUGUCUAUUUUAGUCCACGUUUAUGAAAGUGUUUUAAUAGCUACUAUUUUUCGGCAGAGGAAAAAAAAUACAUUUUAUUCAUGUU